Messenger RNA from Cucurbita pepo subsp. pepo (vegetable marrow), 809 nucleotides. RefSeq names its product cytokinin riboside 5'-monophosphate phosphoribohydrolase LOG8. The record is from RefSeq and is a predicted model, not a curated record. Gene Ontology annotation, cellular component: cytosol; nucleus. Lineage: Eukaryota; Viridiplantae; Streptophyta; Magnoliopsida; Cucurbitales; Cucurbitaceae. Gene Ontology annotation, biological process: cytokinin biosynthetic process. Gene Ontology annotation, molecular function: hydrolase activity, hydrolyzing N-glycosyl compounds.
AGGGUAUAAUCUGUAGAAGAUACCGCCGCUACUGCCUUUUCCCAAUGUUUCUUCACCAUUUAUGUUAACAAACACUCCGAUCGUGAAUGGAAGCGAACAAUUCAAGAAGCAAGUUCAAGAGAGUCUGCGUCUUCUGCGGCAGCAACUCCGGCCAUCGGAAAGUCUUCAGCGAUGCUGCUCUUGAUCUCGGAAAUGAACUGGUCGCGAGGAAGAUUGAUUUGGCGUACGGUGGGGGAAGUGUUGGGCUUAUGGGUUUGAUAUCACAGACUGUAUACGAUGGAGGCUGCCAUGUUCUUGGGAUCAUUCCAAAAGCUUUGAUGCCCCAUGAGAUUUCUGGACAAACUGUUGGGGAGGUAAGAACAGUUUUGGACAUGCAUGAGCGCAAAGCUGCAAUGGCUCGAGAAUCAGAUGCUUUUAUUGCUCUUCCUGGAGGGUAUGGGACAAUGGAAGAGCUGUUGGAAAUGAUAACCUGGGCUCAACUGGGUAUCCAUAAGAAACCAGUUGGGCUGCUUAAUGUUGAUGGUUACUACAACUCUUUGUUGGCUCUGUUUGAUAAUGGCGUUGUGGAAGGUUUCAUUAAGCCUGGUGCUCGAGCGAUUGUGAUAUCUGCUCCAACAGCAAAGGAACUCAUGGAGAAAAUGGAGGAACAUACUCCAUUCAGUGAACACAUUGCUCCACAUGAAAGCUGGGAAUUGGAGCAGCUUGGUAACGACCAGUGCCAAGAACAUAACCCAUGACUGGUAAGUGGUAAUGGGUCUUCAUUUUUAAUCAUGUUGUGAUGGGGCCAUAAGUGGUUCAUCAUUGUGUAC